Messenger RNA from Cucurbita pepo subsp. pepo (vegetable marrow), 2294 nucleotides. The record is from RefSeq and is a predicted model, not a curated record. Lineage: Eukaryota; Viridiplantae; Streptophyta; Magnoliopsida; Cucurbitales; Cucurbitaceae.
UAUCCUUUUCCGUCGUAGACGGCUUGGAUUCUCUGUCUCUCUCUCUCCUCCGUUACAGCCACCCUUCUCACAGUCAACGCUGACGGACGGCGACGAUCAGUCUCCUUUGUCAUUCCCGGAAAAACCCUAAAUCCUCUUCUAUCCAAUUCCCAUUCUUCAAUCUUCAAUUCGUUCGAAUCCUUCCGAUCUUGCAAACCCUAGACCCACCGGAUUCAUCCCAACCACAUUUUGUAAUUUUUAAAUCAUGUCUUCGGAAAUUGAGGUCGUCGACGAGGUUCAAUCGCGGGAUCACGAGCCCUCGCAGACUGCCUCUGCUUCCUCUGCCAAAGGUGAUGGCGACGGCGAGGAGAGCUUGAGGAAUGAUGUCUAUACGGCUGCGGCUUAUGGCGAUUUGGAGAAGCUUCAGAGAUUGGUCGAGUGCGAGGGUUGCUCUGUUUCUGAGCCCGAUGGCCUUGGAUACUAUGCUCUUCAGUGGGCUGCUCUUAAUAAUCGCACUGCCGCUGCUCGUUAUAUUAUUGAGCAUGGAGGUGAUGUAAAUGCGACGGAUCAUACUGGGCAAACAGCCUUACAUUGGAGUGCUGUUCGUGGAGCCAUCCAGGUGGUUGAGGUUUUACUUCAAGAGGGAGCUGUUGUCAAUGCUGCUGAUAUGUAUGGCUAUCAGACAACCCACGUUGCAGCUCAAUAUGGUCAGACGGCUUUUCUCUAUCAUAUUGUUUCAAAAUGGAAUGCGGAUCCCGAUGUUCCUGAUAAUGAUGGGAGAAGCCCUUUACACUGGGCUGCAUACAAAGGUUUUGCUGAUUGUAUACGACUUCUCUUGUUUUUGGAUGCAUAUCGCGGACGUCAAGAUAAAGAAGGUUGCACUCCUCUCCAUUGGGCAGCUAUUAGGGGUAAUUUAGAGGCAUGUACAGUAUUAGUGCAAGCUGGAAAGAAAGAGGAUUUGAUGGUGACUGAUAAUACUGGCCUUACGCCUGCACAACUUGCUUCUGAUAAGAACCACAGACAAGUUGCUUUUUUUCUUGGAAAUGCUAGAAGGCUGCUUGAAAAACGUUGUGAUGGAAAUAGCUGCCUUGGAAAAUUGUCAAAGCUAGGACUUGCCCCUGUACUUUGGUGUUUAAUCUUCCUGUUGCUGGUCACAUAUAUUCAUUCCGUCAUUCUGGCAUCAAAUCUGCCAGUGUUAACGGCUGGCUUAGCCUUUCUUGCAUGGAUGGGUGUUAUUUUAGCAACUACAGGUCUUCUUAUGUUUUAUAGAUGUAGUAGCAAAGAUCCAGGUUUCAUUAGAAUGGAUGUGCACGACUCUCAGAAUAUGAAAGAUGAUGAACCUUUAUUGAAGAUUGAGAUCAACAACCCCGCUUUGCUUGCUGGGAAUUGGUCUCAGCUCUGUGCUACUUGCAAGAUUGUCAGGCCUCUUCGUGCAAAGCACUGUUCAACUUGUAAUCGAUGUGUUGAACAAUUCGACCAUCACUGCCCUUGGGUAUCCAAUUGUAUUGGCAAGAAAAACAAACGGGAUUUCUUUAUAUUUCUUGUUCUUGAAGUUUCAGCAAUGGUGAUCACUGGAGCAGUUACUAUUACAAGAGUUAUAACUGAUCCAUCCUCUCCAUCGUCUUUUGGAGCUUGGAUUAACCAUGUUGGCAAUCAUCAUGUUGGUGCUAUAUCAUUUCUUAUCGUUGAUUUCUUCCUCUUCUUUGGUGUGAUUGUCUUAACAAUUGUCCAAGCAUCUCAGAUAUCUCGUAAUAUUACUACAAACGAAAUGGCAAAUGCUAUGCGGUAUAGCUAUUUGCGCGGUCCUGGAGGUCGGUUUAGGAACCCUUAUGAUCAUGGGAUCAAGAAAAACUGUUCUGACUUUCUGAUUAAGGGAUACAAUGAAGACGUGGAGUAUAAUGAAGGCUCGUCGCAUUCAGAAGAGAUGGAAGCAAUGUCUACACCGAUGAAUUCAAUCUUGCAGAAUGGAGACUCUCAUUCUCACAACACCAAUGGAAACAACCACAUAGCAGUAAAUGUGAAUUCUAAGAAUACAACCAGCCAUCACGGCCAUACUCAUUCUUCAAAUUGUAGUCACAGUAACCAUGGAAAAGCUAAAAAAGAUGGUGUCCCAUUGGGCUUAGGUCUCGGCCUUGGGCGUUUAUCAACUCGCUCGGUAGCAGCCUCAUGACGCUUAUUAUUGUUUAAGUGAUCACGGAGUUAGUGUUUUGUAUCAUGUCAAUAUAUUAAACAUUAGAUUUGAAUGUCCAAUUGUGAUUUGUGCGCUCCUUUCCUCGAGAAAUCUCUGAAAGACUUUAUGCAGAGUGCUUGGUUUC